GCCUUGACCUGACAAUAACAUAAAAAGCGCGCCAAAUAUUUACUACGGACACGCUUAUCUACCUCUAGGGACAGCAGUGUUAAUAUACCAUCAUGGACAUAACUUCCUUCACCAAAAACAACUGGAAAAAUGCCUUCAUAAGCUCUGCCGUGCCUGAUGUGUGUAAAAAGGAACCCUGUGUCCUGGGUGUAGACGAGGCGGGCAGAGGACCUGUGCUGGGUCCUAUGGUCUAUGGUAUCUGUUACUGCCCCUUGAAGAGACACGAAGACCUCAAGGAAGCUGGUGUGGCAGACUCCAAGACGCUGAAGGAGGCCGAUCGGGAAAGGAUAUUUGGGAUCAUCGACAAUAAGAAUGAUUUUGUGGGAUGGGCGCUGGAGGUCAUAUCGCCAGUGUGCAUCUCCACCAACAUGAACAAAAGGCCUAAAGUUUCGCUCAAUGAGAUCUCACACAACUCCGCCAUUGGCCUCAUCAAGCAGGCUAUAGCAGCUGGCGUACAGGUGGCUGAGGUCUACCUGGACACUGUGGGGCCACCGGAGAAAUAUCAGGCCAAGUUACAGCAGAUCUUUCCCACCCUGAAAGUGACCGUUGAGAAGAAAGCCGAUGCUCUCUUCCCUUGUGUCUCGGGUGCAAGUAUAUGUGCUAAGGUUGCCCGAGACAAGGCUCUAGCAGAAUGGGAGUUCCCUGAAGGCAUUGAAAUAAAGAACUGGGGCAGCGGAUAUCCUGGAGACCCUGUCACCAAGAACUUCCUGCUGAAUUCCCUUGAUCCAGUCUUUGGCUUCCCUGGAAUCGUCAGGUUUUCUUGGUCCACGGCGGCGAGGAUAAUACAGGAGAAAUGUGUCCCCAUGGCGUGGAGGGAUGAUGAAGAGGAGGAGGAGGAGAAGGACACCCCGUCAAUCCUGGAGUAUUUUGCUGCCAAGCGUAAAGCCCCAGACAGCAAGAGCAACGGGGUUCCGGCGGUUAAGCCAAAGAGACAUUUCUUUUUCACGGAAAGAUGCCUUAAUACUGUCACUGAUUUUUAAUGUAAAGUGGGAAUGUUCCUGUAAGCUUAUGUUUUAGCUGUUUGCUGUGAAAAUAUGUAUAACUUGACAGCUAAUAUUAGGUUCGUAAUAAUCAUAAUUUAAACAUUUCCUAUUUUAUGAAAACAUGAUGCUGGGGUUCACUUGGCCCUCCACAUUCACCAGCUCUCUUUGCAUACUGCUGUGUCCAUUCCUGCCCCAUCACCACCACCACCCACUCCACAUGGUCAUGAAUGAUGAGUUGUGUGUGAUACCUUCACUU
Molecule: messenger RNA, 1278 nt
Organism: Eriocheir sinensis (Chinese mitten crab)
Lineage: Eukaryota; Metazoa; Arthropoda; Malacostraca; Decapoda; Varunidae
Product: ribonuclease H2 subunit A-like
Exons: 6
Coding region: 93-1019 (308 amino acids)
Biological process (GO): DNA replication, removal of RNA primer; mismatch repair
Cellular component (GO): ribonuclease H2 complex
Molecular function (GO): RNA-DNA hybrid ribonuclease activity; RNA binding
Source: RefSeq, a predicted model, not a curated record